Molecule: messenger RNA, 4242 nt
Organism: Toxorhynchites rutilus septentrionalis
Lineage: Eukaryota; Metazoa; Arthropoda; Insecta; Diptera; Culicidae
Exons: 2
Coding region: 993-2744 (583 amino acids)
Source: RefSeq, a predicted model, not a curated record
ACCUGCGCCGUGUUCAGACGUCAUCCGACGAGACGUUCGCGAAACGCCUUCUUCUUAGCUUUGUAGUGUUUUGCCCGUGGUUGAGAGAAAGAGAGAGUGGAAGGGGUUGAAAAAUAUCAAUGAAGUGAAGACCGAAUUGUGGUUCAGAACCGGAUUGAUCAAUUCGGUGCAAUUGGUGAAUUCUUGGCGAAAUUGAUCGCAAUAGUACAUGUAUACAGGAGUUGGUUCAGUACAAACUGUCGACGUGUCGCAGAGUACUGGAAGAGGUGCAACUACUGUGAAUUGGGCCAGCUGAACCUGGUGAAGAAUAAUAUAGAUAUCGAAUGAUUCUGUACGAGGGAUGAAGUUUUAACAAAUCGGUUCGACUUGAAACGGCGCGAUCGCACUCAUCGUGAAGGGAUAACAAAGAUUAUCGAUUGCAGUGGCUGGUUGAAUUUCGUGCAAGAGAUAUCCAUGAAAGUGUGAGAAAAGAGAUUCCUGAGUCGGGGGAAAAUCAUUCAGCCAUAUUUGAGUUGGUUAUAAUAUUUCGCUUCCCGUCUUUUUCUAGCGCGAGCUUUUUUCCGCUCCCAUGUUUUUUCCUCUGAUCCGGGCAGAAGGUUGGAAAGAGCGCGAAACAUACGUGAUCGGAAUGUGGUGCCUUUAGGGGCCUCUGAAGCCAAGUGAGUGUGUUUACUUACGGGUGAAGCAUAUGAAAGAGUGUUUGUGUUCAAACCGCGCAUGGAUUACGAGAGAUCUGAACCCGAGAACACGAGAAUCUGUUAUGGUGUGAUGGUGUGAUUUUCUUUCUCUUCUUCUCGCGGAACGUUCUCGGAGUUUCGGAUAUUAUUACGUUGCCUGGUUUUACGAUACUAGAAAACUUGCAAGCUGUAAGAAAAAGGCACUGUGCUGCAGUAGAGCUGAAGGAAGUUGAAAAAAUAACGAGUGUCGUGUUUUGUUUCGUUAGAGUCACGAAGAAGAAGAGGUCCCCUUGAAACAGAACUCUGACCGCUCAUAUGAAAGAACGAAAGAUGGGAGACUCGACACCUAUUUGUCGCUGUCGUGUACUCUAUCUUGGUAGUGCCGUUCCCCGGCAGAGUAAGGAUGGCCUCCAAGGUAUUCAGGAACCACUCAGAAGUUUGUACCCUUCGGAAGGAGCUAUCGGUGCCAAAGGUAUUGAUUCCUGGCUGAGCGUUUGGUCUAACGGAAUUCUGCUCGAGAAUGUGGAUGAAAAUCGGAAACAGGUCACCCGAUUUUUUCCGAUUGAUUCAUUGCAUUAUUGUGCCGCUGUGAGGCAGGUUUUGAUACCGGAGCGGGGUAACAAUAAUCCGGAGCCGAAAUUUCUUCCACUGGAUUCACCCUUCGCAAGGACACCCCGAGCCCAGCAUCCGCCAAUUUUCGCGGCUAUCUUGCGGCGGACCACGGGAAUCAAAGUGCUCGAAUGUCAUACAUUCAUUUGCAAAAGGGAAGCCGCUGCCAACGCUUUGGUCCGCUGUUGCUUCCAUGCCUACGCUGAUAAUUCGUACGCUCGGCAGCUGGAAGGAUCCGGCAGUGGAAGCUCCAAUAGUGUGUACGGAACGAUCGGUGGCAAAUCCAAUGGUACAGCGGAAGGCGGCUGGCGGUCACGUGCCGGUAGCACUACCACGUUGAACAGUGUUGGCGUUGGUAGUCGACAGGCAAUUAACGGUGUUGGUGAAGCGUAUACAGUGAAAAAUCUUUACGCCAGUAGCGCCGAUUUGGACGUGGUGGACGACGGAGACGGAAGUUCGCUUUAUAAUGGCGACGAAAACCACAAAGUUUGGAGCGGUUCGACUGAUCAACUGGAUGGUAUCGGUGUGGAUAACGGCCAUUAUGAUAUUUACUCUGGUACAGGAUCGACGCUGGGGCGUCCGACGAGAGCUCGACAGAUCAGUGCUCCUAUUCCGGUGCCCCCACCACCGAAAGAGGAGUUAAAGAAGCUGAAGAAAGAGGUGAAAAAACAGUCCAAACAACAGCUACAGGUAGGAAGUCAAAGUCUAUCCGGUACGCUUAUAAGACCACGUCCAAUGCACAUGAAUCCACUAGGUCGACCCGGGCCACCCCCACCCGGAGGUCCCGCCGGUCAUCCUGGGAUGAUGAUGUAUGCGAUGGGACCACCGCCACCUCCUCCGCACGGUGGUCGUCAGUUUCACACCAUAGGCCACCGGAGCCAUAAUGGUGUUGGCAUGCCUCCGAUGAUGCACCACCAAAUGCAACUCCAUCCGGGAAUGCACCCGGUCCAGAUGAUGCAACACAUACCCCCUCAGUAUGCAACGCUACAGCACCCUCGCAGCAGUAAGAAAAAGAAAGAUAAAAACAAGAUGAAUGGUGGCAUUCCGAUCGGUGUUCCAGUAGUUCCCCCGAUGUUCGCCUACCCGCCCCAACCCGGAUCGGUUCUUGAGCCUCGGCCCCUUUCCAUGAGCAACCGGAAGCUCGCACAAUCGGCCGCUGCGGGGUUGGAUGAGGCGGGCAACUCGGGAGCGGAAUCCCCUGGAGGCACUGGAAUUUACCGCCGUAAAGGACACCUCAACGAACGGGCCUUCAGCUAUUCAAUCCGGCAGGAACACCGCAGCCGAAGUCACGGCUCGUUAGCUAGUCUACAGUUCAACCCGCCCGACCUUAAGAAGGAACGCGAGAUUGCCCAAAUGGUCGCGGGGCUCGAGUUGAACGACGAAUCCACGCUGCAGCGGAGGCGAUCCGAAGCGAUGAUGGCCACCUCAUCCGGCACGUUUGGUAAACCCCGGAGAUGAAGCGGGUGGGCACCGCCACCGAGGGUUUCAACGGAGGAGGUGUACGUGAAUUCGCUUGGAAUGAAGAUUCGGGAACGACGCGGUGUAUAGUUUUCAAUGUAUGCGACUCUGUUGAUUUCUGUUUACGAAGAACUCAAAAUUGUAUAGAAAACAUGAACUGCAUAAUGUCAAACAACUGUGUAGUGAAAACGAUGAAACGUGAUUGAAUAAUAGUCGAUUAAUACGAUAUUCAUCAACAGUAGACUCAAAUUACGAAAAAAUGCCACCUGAAACAUUUUUCGUUUAGCCGCUCAGUGUAAUUUGUGUCAUACCUAUUAUUUGCAAAACCCUUCUACCACUUUGCCAAUAAUCAUCAAUACCAAAAACCUGCGUUUUUCCUCAGUUCACCACCACCCAACUCGUAUCCCGAGAGUCUGCAUUGCGUGCAGAGAGACCGAUCAAUGUGUGCUAUAAAUGUAAUUAUCAUCGAAACAAGUUAUUAGGAGAACAUGUUACAUAUGUAAUAAAUUAAGCUCCACUGUAAUGAAAACUUAGGUCUAUAUAUAUAUGAUUCAAACUUGAAUUGAAUAAUCAGUUUGUGCUAGAAUAUACAUCACAAAAAACUUAGUGAUGACUGCUAAUUUUACUGAACACGAGUCAUCGGUGAUUCCGGGCCGCAGAAAACGCUUAACGAGCAAAUCGGCAGUCCAAAAUAAGAUUUUAAAGCGUUUUAAAUUUACAUUUGCAAAGAAGCAAACGAACAUACGAAAUAAUUUAACGGAUAUAAAGCGGAGAGAAAAAGAUGAAAUCACGAUGUGCCUUAUUAAGUAAUUAGAUAAUUCAAUUAUACAAACAACGACGGAGGACGCUGUUUAGUGUUAUGAAUAAAUUAACGAAAGAAAAAUGUUGUACAUAAAAAAAAUCGCAUAUGUAACAAAUAAAUAGUGUCGGAAAUAUCGUGUCCGAUUGGCAAGAAAGAGUGAAACAGUGGUUCGAAUUAUACACAUUUUUUGUACAUUCACGAUAAGUGUCAAGCAGAGGGAACAAGUGGAGGCGAAGUUACAGCCCAGAAGUAAUUAUGUAUGAACAAAAAUUCAAAAGUAUGCGAAAGUGGGAAACAAGGUAAAGAGGUUCCGAUAUACACCUUGAAUGCGUUGCUGCAGGUAAACCUAAUUAUGGAUAAAUCAGAAAAAAGGCACGCAACACAAGAAAGCGAACCACACUCGAAUAUUGGAAAACAGACAAUUUCACCCUCGGGGCUAAGUAGGAGCGGGCUUCUUCAAAGUCCGCUGCAUUCAUUGGCGAAAGAAGUGCGUGAAAAAAGGAACAGAAAACAUGCCAUCCAAAAAUCGAAAACCUUUCUCUCGUGCCGAUUGUUGUCUACCCGAACCAAACGACAAAGUCAGGGUUCCAACAGACGGACCUCAAAAGCUCGAUCGAUCAUUUUAAGUAACUUACUUAUAUCAUUUUCCCGUUUAUACUAAAUAUUUUAAUAAAGUGAAAUUUUAUUGUAAUCCUA